AUUGCUUAUCGAUUAGUUUUAAGCCUUUUUCGAUAUAAAUGCAUAAGAGAGAUUUAAUUGUCGAAUUUUUUCACCUCUUGUUCAAAGCACGCAAUAAAAACGGGUUUUUUUGCCUCGGAGAAGAACUUGAGAAAUAUAUGAACCCAUAAAAAUAAAUAUAAAUAAAAAAAAUAAUCCAGAAACAUCUACAUUAUGUUCUUUAACGGCAGGACUUUGUGCCCGUUUGCCUCAUUCGCAUUAGUCGCAUUGCUUGGAUUGCUUGUGUGCAUUCAAGCUAAUGACGUCAAGAAUACGUUUGAAGAGCAUAAAGUUGUGCCCGAUGUUAUAGAGAUUGCACCGCAGCAGUUCCUUGACGUAAUCUACGACCAGGACAUAAAAGCUGAAAAAGGCGUUCAAUUAACUCCUACCCAAGUAAAGAAUGAACCGAAGGUGAUGUGGAAUGCCGAUGAAGAUGCCUAUUAUAGCUUAAUAAUGACGGAUCCCGAUGCUCCAAGUCGUGCCGAACCGAAAUUCCGCGAAUUCCGUCACUGGUUGGUAGCUAAUAUACCCGGCAAUCAGGUGGGAAAGGGUGAAGUUAUUGCGGCCUACGUAGGUUCUGGUCCCCCGAAAGGCACAGGUUUACAUCGCUACGUGUUCCUAUUGUAUAAGCAGCCCGAGAAAAUAGCAUUCAAUGAAAAGCAUGUAGCUAACAACUCCCGUGAGGAGAGACCGAAUUUUCGCGCAGCUAAAUUUGCUCAGAAAUACAACUUGGGUUCACCGAUAGCUGGGAAUUUCUUCCAAGCGGAAUGGGAUGAAUACGUACCAACCGUCCACAAACAAUUGUCAGGAGGCAAUUAACUUUAAAUCGUUCACUUUUUAAAUCAGUUUAUAUCGGUUGACAAACUAUAAAACUUUUAUGCGUUAAUUUUUAAUAAUAAAAAAAAAAAGAGGGAAAAAUGA
Glossina fuscipes is the source of this 939-nucleotide messenger RNA. RefSeq names its product protein D3-like. Lineage: Eukaryota; Metazoa; Arthropoda; Insecta; Diptera; Glossinidae. The coding region runs from base 193 to 837 and encodes 214 amino acids. The record is from RefSeq and is a predicted model, not a curated record. The transcript is spliced from 2 exons.